AAUGACCCAGGUCAUCUUGGCUGGAGCCCGCUAUAAUCACUAACGCCCCCUUCCCCCCUCCAAUCGUCAUGUCACCUUCCUGUUUCGCCAUGCAUGAUGGCUCCAUCACCGUCAUCGACAUCGAUCUCCCGUGCGGCGUCACAAACUCCUCCCACCCCCACGUCACCUGUUGCGUCGCCGGGGACUAUUGCAUGAGUAACUCCAUCUGCAAGCAUGCUCCUGCAAACGGGCCGGACGUCUACUACAAUGCCGACUGCACCCAGGAGGCCAUGGAAGACCCCGCCUGCGGCGUUCGAUGCGGCGGCAAACAUCGCUCCGACCUCACCUACAACAAAGCAAAGGGCUCCUGGGCCUGCUGCGGCAUCAACGACGACGGCACCGCCAACUGCGACAACGCAACCGACGAGAUCUUCCCCGCUCCUCCCCCAACAUGGCUCGCCACCAUCCAGUAUCUCCCUCCCGAAGGGACGCCCACCUACGCGACUUCCAAACCAACACCCACCCCGAAUAGCAACACCGGCGCAGUCAGUGCUGGCACGGCGGCGGGGAUCGGCAUCGGCGCGGGACUAGGCGUAGUUCUCCUCGCUGGCGCGGUCGCGUUCUUCUUCCUGCGAGACAGGAAAAAACCCAUCCCCACCCACCAGUCGACUAACUAUUACCCCGUGCCUGACCAGACACCGCUGAACGCGCCGCCGUCUCUGUCUCACCGGUCGUGGCAGUCGUCUCUCGUGGAACCCCAGUCGUCGGCCGUGUAUGAGAUCGGGAAGGGUCGGGAACCGAGCGAGAUAGACACGUCUUAUCAGCCGCACGGGCGGUAGCAUCGGCGAUGCAGGUGCUACAUGGAAGUGUGCAGUUUGGGCGGUUGACCGCGUUUGUUGUGUCUAUUGCUGCGAUAGACAAUGUAUAUAAUAGACUGCUGUAGCUGCAGCUGGACUGCACGCUUUAC
Aspergillus candidus is the source of this 946-nucleotide messenger RNA. RefSeq lists its product as uncharacterized. Lineage: Eukaryota; Fungi; Ascomycota; Eurotiomycetes; Eurotiales; Aspergillaceae. Bases 69 to 818 code for a protein of 249 amino acids. The record is from RefSeq and is a predicted model, not a curated record. The transcript has 2 exons.